This is a messenger RNA of Nymphaea colorata (pocket water lily), 793 nucleotides long. RefSeq lists its product as uncharacterized. The coding region runs from base 116 to 793 and encodes 225 amino acids. The transcript has 4 exons. NCBI's taxonomy places the organism in Eukaryota, Viridiplantae, Streptophyta, Magnoliopsida, Nymphaeales, Nymphaeaceae. The record is from RefSeq and is a predicted model, not a curated record. Gene Ontology annotation, molecular function: DNA-binding transcription factor activity. Gene Ontology annotation, biological process: regulation of DNA-templated transcription.
AUUGUUCCUCCCAUCUUAUGCCAUAUUGUCUUAGUAUAAGAGAGUUUUAUUGUAAGUUCCUUUACUUCUUUCUGUCUAGGAGAUAAAUACAACCUCUCUCGGGUUGUCGUCGUUCAUGAUCAAAUUCCUACUGGUCAGGGGCCGAGGAAAACAAGGUUGUGGCUUGGAACAUUCUAAGACGGCGGAGGAUGCAGAUAGAGCCUAUGACGAAGCAGCCCGUAUGAUGUGUGGGUCGAGAGAAAGAACCAAUUUUCCGUAUAAUCCUCUCCAUCUUCUUCUGAAAGUUCUUGGCUCCCACUUUGAUUGGGAAGCUGCAGACAUGCUGCAGCUAACUAGGCCAGUGGUCAAAGUUGGAGAAGACAGCAACGACAGCAGCAGCAUCAAAAGUCUUGGUGGAAGCAGCGUCAGGCAGCAGUACUCUUCUACUUGCCUGCGCCUGGAUAGCCGGCUACCCAAUGACAUUGGUGUUUUUCAGUGGCGAAAAGUCAUUGGUCUACAUGGACGUGCUGGGAACAAACUACUUCUUCUUCGGCUUUUCUCUUGGCAUAGAAUCUUGCGGGCCGCAUUUGGAUGUUCACCAGAACAUGACCAAAUUUAUGUUUCACGGGUGGGGCCUGGCAGAGAUCGUGCAAAGCGUGAUCUUGGUCACGUUUUUGGUCCCGUCCCCGAAACGCGCCCUCCACGAGCACAAAAGAUAAAGAAGCCGGAGAACGGUGCCGUCGCCGGAGUAGGCCGCCGGUUGACUCACAGACGGCGAGAAGCUUCCCCUCUCCCUCUGAACCGUUGGAUCUGA